AUGGUUCCAAGUCAGUUGUCAAGUACCCUCGAUGCAGCAUCCGGAGGCAUUCCACAUAUGCUGAUGCUGACGGCAGGAAGAUCUGUCUUUGGCUUUUCCAUUAGCAAGCUUAUGCUUAUCAAAAGGCAUUUCGACACGGGAGGAUUGUCAUAUAUUGCUUCAACUUCAGUUAAGGUGCUUCAAGGCCUGUGGAUGGGUGAUUUAGCGACACUAAAGGGUUCAUGUCCAAAUUGUGGAGAAAAGGUAUUCGCAUUUGUGAAAACGGACAAGGCUGAUGCCUCUUCUCAUAGAGCAGAUUGUCAUGUGUGUGAAUGCUUAUUGGAAUUUCGCACCAAAGUUGAGCAAUCUGAUUUAAGAUGA
Molecule: messenger RNA, 360 nt
Organism: Sphenostylis stenocarpa
Lineage: Eukaryota; Viridiplantae; Streptophyta; Magnoliopsida; Fabales; Fabaceae
Source: the annotation of a GenBank genome assembly